AUGCGUCUUUCAGGUAUUUUAAUCCGCCAUUAUAAUCUAUAGAAAUAGAGUCGAGGCCAUAAACGGAUUUAGCUAUAGCGGUUUUGUGUUGUUUUCAUGACAUCUGGAAUAUUUCGUGAAAGACGAACAUAAAUCAAAGUGGUCCCAAUCAAAAGUUAAAAUGGAGAUGGAGGACAAACCCAGCCUGCUGCUCUCCUUCCACACUGAGUUUAAACAAGAGUCACUGGAUUCUGAUUAUGAUAGUGGAGGUCAGUGUUCAUUGGUUGAUUCAGAGAUGACAUCAGUGAAGCUGGAAGACUGCAGUCAAACACUGGGCUUGAAUGUAAUCAUUAAAGAUGAAGAGGAGGAGGAGAAGAUUGGAGAUUUAGUUAAUUAUGAUGAGAUGCCUGAAGAGGAGGCUUUUCCUACACCUGAGGAGAAACAACAGGAGGACAACAACGAUGAGAGGUUUCACCACUGCCCCCAUUGUGAAAAACGUUUCUCAUCUAUAUCAAACUUCAAAAGACACAUUAACAUACAUACUGGAGAGAGGCCUUAUUCCUGUUCUGUUUGUGGGAAAGGUUUCAUUACAUUAUCUCACCUUACUAGACAUCAGAGAGUGCACACAGGAGAGAAGCCGUUCUCUUGUUCUGAUUGUGGGAAGAGUUUCUCUCGUUUAAGUGGCCUUAAAGCACAUCAACGCAUACAUACUGGAGAGAAACCUUAUUCCUGUGCUGAUUGUGGAAAGUGUUUCAUUACAUCAGCUGAACUUACCAGUCAUCAGAGAGUGCACACAGGAGAAAAGCCUUUCUCUUGUUCUGAUUGUGGUAAGAGUUUUUCGCAAUUAAAAAACCUUAAAGUUCACCAGAGCAUACAUACUGGAGAGAAACCUUACUCUUGUUCGGACUGUGGUAAGAAUUUCUCUCAAUUACGCCAUCUCAAAAUUCAUCAACUGCGGAUACAUACUGGAGAGAAACCUUACUCUUGUUCUGACUGUGGAAAAGGUUUCAUUACAUCAGCUUUACUCACUAGUCAUCAGAGAGUGCACACAGGAGAGAAGCCUUUCUGUUGUUCUGACUGUGGUAAGAGUUUUUCUCAGUUAAAGAACCUUAAAGUUCACCAGAGCAUACAUACUGGAGAGAAACCUUACUCUUGUUCGGACUGUGGGAAGAGUUUCUCUCAAAUGAAUUAUCUCAAAUAUCACCAGCGUAUACAUACUGGUGAGAAACCUUAUUCCUGUUCGGUCUGUGGAAAAUGUUUCAUUAGAUCAUCUAAACUUACUACUCAUCAGAGAGUGCACACAGGAAAGAAGCCUUACUCCUGUUCAGAAUGUGGAAAGAGUUUCUCUCAAUUAGGUGGCCUUACAGUUCACCAGCGUGUACAUACUGGAGAGAAACCUUACUUCUGUUCACACUGUGGGAAGAGUUUCUCCCAAUUAAGUAGUCUUAAAGUUCACCAGCACAUACACAUUGCAGAGAAACCUCAGUCCUGUUCUUAAUGGGGAGAGGUCUCCUAGAAAUUAGAUUCUUAGUUGCAGAAAUGUAGACAUUGACAACAUUUUUAAGUAAUGCCACAAGGGAUAAAUGAAGCAGACGUUGGUUUAUUUCUCAUUCAUAUUACUGAAGCAAUUGACAAUGAGGAUCAGCAAGCAACCUAUAGUAGCAAAACAUGGCAAUUGGACCUAGACCUUCUGUUUAGAAAAUAAAAAGGACCGACAUUGAACUGAAUAAUAAAGAAAAAUCACAGAAUAACAUCAUUAGUCAUCUAAGUGAGUAUGUGAUUUGGAUUGAUAUCAUGACUCAAAUGGUAUGUAGCACAGUGGAGUGUGUAGCAACUCUUUCCUUCACCCUUCUUCAUUUUAGCCUACAGUGUGCUUUUCAAGUGUUGUUUUUCUUAAGCUUACUUCAAAAGCGAGUAGUCACUAAUAUAAUAACAAAAGUAUAUGUUGUGUUUCUGAGCAAUACAUUAAUAGAUUGAAUAUGGAACAAGAGUGAAAUGUACACACACCUGCACAUGUUUCUUCACCAGCACCCUGGUACACUCAGCCAAAUGAGGAAUCAAACUCAGCAAGAGGACGGAAUCCUGUUUGGGCCAUUGAAAGUCAGACUAGUAACUCAGAGGGGUUAAGGGAUGUUUUGGUUCAGUACUAACUGGGCGUGUACUGGUGGUCCGGCCUAUGGAUCCACUCCACUGGUGACUUGCAGUGCUGUCAAAAUGAAGGAGGAAACGUGUAAUUGGGGAUGUAGGCAUGACAGUUGGAUGGAGCCUUACACAGAGAUGGUGAUUGUGGAGGACAUUUGAGGUAUUAAGUGCUGUCACAAGUGCUGUUAGAUUGUAACCUAUUAAAGUAUAAUCUUACUGACAGCGCGCACACACAUUUACGCUUGCAUGUUUCUCUGACCUCACUUGCUGAUACUCUGAACAUAAAGACAGUUAUCAGAAACACCAGCACAUCAGUUUGUCAAAUUCCUCCAUGACACUGAAAGACUGAUAAAUAAUUACAGGAAGUUGUGAAGAUGGCACAAGGUUUUGUUAUGGGUUUGAUUUGUUUUUUGGGAACAGGGGCAUUGGGUGUUGCAAAUCUUAUUUUAUUUAAUUAAAUAAUCGCAAUGUUUUUUGUUUGUUCACUCAGCUCUUUCCUCUAAUGUUAGGAUUUAGUUGAAGAUCUCAUAACAUUAAGUUCAACAAAUAUGCAGAAAUGACUGUGUGCUUAUACCUUUUCAUGGCACUGUAGACGUUGAGUUUAAAAUAUUAUGUGAAAAUGGUUUCAGCCUGUAAGUGGCGAAAACAACAUUGUAGUAUUUUUUGAUAUAAUUUUUCUUGUCAUUAAACUUAAUAAAAGUAAGAAAAAUAAAUUAAAACCUUAACUAAAACCUAAAACAGUGUUUGAAGAACAACUCGGUAUCUCUAGUAUUUAGGGGGAAUGGUUUAAAGGAUCCCAGAAACCUCCUAGAUAUGUGUGUGUGCAUUUAUCAUAACUUUUGACAUUUGUUAUAUUAAAAACCUGAAACUCCCUGCUCGCUGAGAUGUUAAAUAAAUAUUAUUAUUUCAACCUGCUA
Esox lucius (northern pike) is the source of this 3038-nucleotide messenger RNA. Its product is annotated as zinc finger protein OZF-like. NCBI's taxonomy places the organism in Eukaryota, Metazoa, Chordata, Actinopteri, Esociformes, Esocidae. Bases 161 to 1477 code for a protein of 438 amino acids. The transcript is spliced from 3 exons. The record is from RefSeq and is a predicted model, not a curated record. Gene Ontology annotation, molecular function: DNA-binding transcription factor activity, RNA polymerase II-specific; RNA polymerase II cis-regulatory region sequence-specific DNA binding. Gene Ontology annotation, biological process: regulation of transcription by RNA polymerase II.